AGUUUUAUCUACUGUAAUCAGAAGUAGAUUUAUGAAGUACUGCAAAUUUUAGCCUUUUGGUGAAACCACAGUUAGCAAGUUCUGCUGUGGAUGCUACCAGUGACAGCAUUUGGCUGUGCUGCUUGAGACUAACAGACUAACCACAGGAAAGGCAAUCCGGAUUUGACUAAAGGGCAUUCUCAGUUGUCUGAAGAUGACGUACUAAGAAGUAAAACCAGAAGUUUACAAAGAAGAUAAGUUUUCUUGAAUGUAAGUGCCCGAAGAGUGAACAGGAGUGUUGUUCCUCAUCUUCAGCUACAAUGUCAUCUUCUUUCUGCAUGAACUGCAUUUUUCUGAUCCUGUUUACAGGUCCCUCAGUAUCGGAAUUACUUGUGAAAGGAAAGGUUGGUCAGAAUAUCACUGUGCCCUGCUUUUACAGUGUUAAAAGGACACAAGACAUCACAUCAAUGUGCUGGGGUCGUGACAGAUGUCCUGUUUCAAAAUGUUCUCGGACCAUUAUCUGGACAGAUGGGUGGAAGGUGACAGAGCAGCACAGCAGCAGGUAUUUGUUGAAGGGGAACCUGCAAGCGGGUGACGUGUCCCUCACCAUCGUGAAUGCCGAGGAAGCAGACAGUGGGAUGUACUGCUGCCGUGUGGAGAUCGCAGGGCUGUUCAAUGACGAGACAAGUAAUCACAAGGUUGUGAUAGAGAAAGCUAGGAUCUCUACUGCAAGUCCUCACACUUACCCCUCUGAACAGACCUCAGCUCCUGGGAGCACCAGAAUAUCAUCCUUUCCCAUCACAAGAACGUGGUCAUCAGAUUCUGCUUCAGAAGCUCCUCAGACUGCCUCUAGUCCCUGUGCAAGCACCUCAAACUGCUCGGACGUAACCUUGAAACUGCAGAAUGAGUCAGUCUCACUUCCCAGUAAGCACUAUUCAGAAAAUGGGCUAUACAUUGGGAUUGGUUCUUGUGCGGCACUUCUAGUCAUUCUUAUUUUGGCUCUGUUCCUCACUAGACAAUAUUUAUACAAUACGAAGAAGACAGGUGACUUUUCAAACUUCAUUGCAUUUUGGAGGUCAGAAGGUGCAGGGAACCACAGUGCCCUGGAAGAUGAGAUCCAUGCAGAGGAAAACAUUUACAUAAUACACUAAGGACUGUAUGCGUUCUUGUCUUUGUCAUCGCUGGGACAUUAAAUAGUUCACAAACUGUUAGCUGCUCCCUCUGCUCAGCAGCUAAACAUGCCUGAACUACUGAAGCAUUAUUCAUAACAUUCUAACAAAACAAAUAAAAACUGCACUUCUAAUUGAAAA
Messenger RNA from Cuculus canorus (common cuckoo), 1289 nucleotides. Its product is annotated as hepatitis A virus cellular receptor 1 homolog. NCBI's taxonomy places the organism in Eukaryota, Metazoa, Chordata, Aves, Cuculiformes, Cuculidae. The transcript is spliced from 8 exons. The record is from RefSeq and is a predicted model, not a curated record. Bases 300 to 1130 code for a protein of 276 amino acids.